Cuscuta campestris is the source of this 3139-nucleotide messenger RNA. The record is from the annotation of a GenBank genome assembly. Lineage: Eukaryota; Viridiplantae; Streptophyta; Magnoliopsida; Solanales; Convolvulaceae.
AUUGCUUCUCUGCUCGCUCCAGAGGAAAACAUUCUCAACAAAACUCCCCUUUUCUUUAUCGACAUCUUUACCAGUACUCAUUGCAAUUCAAAAACCAUAUCUAUCACCUUUUCCAUCCAUGGAAGAUCUCUAUCGCCAUUCCUGGCAAGAUCCCCUUCUGCUCACUGACGUUUCUUGUCAGCAAUUGCAUCAUUUCAGCUCCUGCAAUGCUUGUCCCGAUCACCCAGUUUCUGAUUUAGCAUCUUCUCCAGUCCAAGAAAGAUGGAUCACAGACCAUAUUCAUCACGAUCCAAUUGUAGAACAUACAAUGGGAGGUUGUGAGAUCUUGGGGUUUUCACUAACGUCUCCUGAUUUGGUGAUCUGUUCUGAUUCGCCGGAAAUUCUCAAACAAUGCUAUGUAGAAUCACUUGAAACUCUCGAUCCUCAUGGCUCAUUUGAAGUGUCUUUAGAUAAUGGGAUCGAUGGGUCUGAACCUAAGGAUUCUAUUGAUACAGCUGUCUCUGUAAAGUUCUCAACUUCGUUUUCUGGAUCUAAAGGUGAAUUUGAGCUUCCUCCCCCACCAGUUAUGGAAGAGUUUUCGCCUGUCCACUUGAGCACGACAGUGAGUAUGAAUGUUGGACUGCACAAAGAAUCGGCAUGCCCACAAUUGACACAAAGCAAGCCUGAGAAGGUCGAAGAAGAUGGAGAUGAUCAAAGGCGGGAGCUGGAGAAUGAAUUCCAAGAGAAUGAACUUGAGGAAACCAAGAGGCACCUGGAGGAACUUAAAAGGCUUAAUGAACAAAAAAGUAGAGAAUGCCAAGAAGCACAGAAGGCAUUGAAAGAUCUUCAGAAUGAGCUAAUGCGCAAGUCAAUGCAUGUUGGGUCCCUAGCUUUUGCAAUUGAGGGGCAGGUAAAAGAAAAAACCAAAUGGUUUUCCACAUUGAGAGACUUGACUAGAAAAGUGAAGAUUAUGAAGAUGGACCAAAUCAAGCUAUCAGAAGAUGCUUUUUCAUUUAAGCAUUACAUAGAAGAUGUGGCUAAUAUGAGCUUUCUCAUCCAAUGUAAAAUGAAACAACAUGUUGAAUUGCAUGAAGAUCUUAAGAUCAAAUUUAUUAAAGGGGCCAAAGAACGAAAGGAGCUUUAUAACAGGGUUUUGGAGUUGAAAGGAAAUAUUAGGGUAUUCUGUCGCUGCAGACCUUUGAGUGUUGAAGAGAUUGCUAUGGGAGCUUCAAUGGCAAUAGAUUUUGAAGCUGCCAAGGACGGAGAAUUAACAGUAAAAUCAAAUGGGCUAUCUAAUAAGAAGACCUUUAAAUUUGAUGCUGUUUUCAGACCCCAAGCAGGACAAGUUGAAGUCUUUGAAGACACGGCACCGCUUGCAGCAUCCGUCUUGGAUGGAUACAAUGUUUGCAUAUUUGCCUAUGGUCAGACUGGUACUGGGAAGACUUUCACAAUGGAAGGCACCAAUGAAGCCCGUGGUGUCAACUACCGAACUCUUGUGUUGGAAGUGUAUAAUGAGCAAAUACGAGACUUGUUGGUUUCCGAAACACAGUCAGGAAUGAAUACUACAAAAAGGCUUGAAAUUAAGCAAGUUGGUGAAGGAGCGCAUCGUGUUCCUGGACUAGUGGAGGCCCAAGUAAACAAUAUGGAUGAGGUGUGGGAUGUCUUGCAGACUGGCAGCCAUGGAAGGGCGGUGGGGUCUACGAAUGCCAAUGAGCACAGUAGCAGAUCACAUUGCAUUCACUGCGUGAUGGUAAAAGGGGAGAAUUUGUUGAAUGGGGAAUGCACAAGGAGCAAGUUGUGGCUAAUUGAUCUUGCUGGAAGUGAGAGAAUUGCAAAGACAGAGGUUCAAGGCGAAAGGCUGAAAGAAACACAAAACAUAAACAGAUCACUGUCUGCUCUUGGGGACGUGAUAUCUGCACUUGCCAAUAAGAGCCCACACAUCCCUUUUAGAAACUCCAAACUGACUCAUUUGCUCCAGGAUUCAUUAGGAGGAGAUUCAAAGACACUAAUGUUUGUACAAAUUAGUCCUAACGAGAAUGAUCUUAGCGAGACUCUCUGCUCAUUGAAUUUUGCCAGCCGAGUGCGAGGGAUUGAGUUAGGUCCAGCAAAAAAGCAGCUAGGCAACACGGAGAUCUUGAAAUAUAAACAGAUGGUUGAGAAGAAUAAGCUAGAUAUGAAAACAAAAGAUUUCCAUGUUAAGAAGAUGGAAGAUACAAUUCAUGGACUGGAGAUGAAAGUGAAAGAGAGAGAUGUAAAAGUUAAGAACCUCCAAGACAAGAUUAAGGAACUUGAAUCGCAACUUCUUGUGGAGAGGAAACUAUCAAGGCAACACGUAGAUUCUAGAAUUGCAGAACAGCAGCAACAAUUGAGACAACAGCAUGAUGAUCAAAAUGCUGCAAGGCCUCCAUUUUCAGUCAAAACUACCCUAGCUCAAGCUAAUCUCAAUCGUCCACUUUCUGAGAACAAUAAAUACAACCACUAUGUGGCUCCCAGUCAUCUGGACCCCUUUGUUAGGCGAGAUGAUGUACCAGAAAAAGAAGACAAAGAAAACAAUCCUGGGAUGGAACACAUUCGAGCAAAGUUGACACCUUCAUUUUUUCCAUUGACACCAAUUCAAGCAACUGAGGAGGAUGUUGACAAUGUUGAUGGUAAAUGCUUACCUGAACCAUUGCCAGGGGAUAGUCCUACAGACCUAAAAUUUGAAGGUAAGAAACUUAAUGACGCACUAAGACGAAGCAUCAACAAGAGACUUCAAUUGAAGUCCCCAAUGCUACAAACUAGAAGAGGAGUGAACGUGGGAAUUGAGAAAGUUAGAGUUUCUAUAGGAAGUAGGAGGGUUGCCCAUAGAGUGUUACUUGGGACUACUAGAAGAGUUCUAACAAAAGAAGGACAACAGAAACAAAGUCAAAGGGAAAAGGAGAGAGGGUGGAAUGCUGGAACAAAUGCAAGAGGAACAGUUUUAUGAUCUCUUUUCAUGUCCUUUUAAUCUUUUCUCCAAGUCUGGCUCUAAUGGGUAUCUAGGGUGAUUCAUGCUUGAUUCUGUUUUGAUUAAUAUUUUGAUUGAUGUAUAUAUGUGAUUGUACUUGUUUUUUAUUGCUACAGACUUCCUUCUUUUGCCUGACUAUGAAUUUUUCAGUGUGGAUAAAUGUGGGACUCGAUC